AUGGCCCUUGAAGCAUAUCGCUCUGUCAUACGUGCAGCACGUACAGCAUUCCAAGGUGACGCAAGAGUCUAUUCGGCAGCGAUUAAAGAACUCCAUUCCAAGUUCAGUAGCAACAGGCACCUCAGUCCCGAAGAUCCCGAGACCAGCGAAAAGGUCGCAGAAGCGCGUGAAGUGGCUCGGCUUUUGCGCGAGAAUAUCGUCCAGGGAGAAUCUCACGCCGGAGGAAAGGAGUUCAAGCUACGCUUCCAUUCCGAAACGGAGAGGGGCGACAAUGCUUCGACCAAGGCGACGGAUAUGGGACUCGGGCAAGCCGUGCAUUCGGCAAGGAAGGUCUGCUCCGUGCGUUGGCAGAUUUUGAAGGGCACUUGUGCUUCAGCGCAGUUGUACGCGCAGCAGGGGUCAUAUGUUUCUGGACAUGCGCCUGCAGGGGCGGAGAAAGGUGUACAUGUUGAGGCUGUGAGUGUCGUUGUGGGCGCUGGUGUUGGGAAGCUGGGAACAAAGCGAGCCAGAUUCAUGACCGUGCUCCAUAGCUCCACCAAUCUAUGCUAUGGGAGGUCGUCUGGGGUGGACGCCAAGGGUGCUAUGGUACCACCCGCGAAGCUUACUGUGCAUAAGCAACACGUAAAGGUCCGACCAGACAACGACCGUGAACCUGAUAAUUCUAAAAUUAUCAGCGGCGAUCACGGAGAAGAUGGGGCGCAGUCUGACCUAUCGGUCGCCCCAACCGAGGGCUGA
Molecule: messenger RNA, 735 nt
Organism: Bacidia gigantensis
Lineage: Eukaryota; Fungi; Ascomycota; Lecanoromycetes; Lecanorales; Ramalinaceae
Exons: 5
Coding region: 1-735 (244 amino acids)
Biological process (GO): mitochondrial respiratory chain complex III assembly
Source: RefSeq, a predicted model, not a curated record